CGAUCAUCUACAACACCAUGGUCUGAUUAAGUCACGAGUGCCCACAGAGAUGGUGACCAAAGUCCUCUGUGUGGCAGAAAAGCCUUCAAUCGCUAGAGCUGUGGCUGGGCAUCUCUCUGGUGGCUCACAUCGAGUUUCCAAUACUCGCACGCCAUGGCUCAAAAACUACAACUUCUCAUACAACUUCCCUACGUGGGGCCCUUGCGAAGUUGUCAUGACAAGUGUGGCUGGCCAUCUUCAGAGUACAGACUUUACACCGAAUUUCCGACCAUGGAAGUCUUGCGAUCCAGAGCAUCUCUUUGACGCGCCUAUCGUAACAUACGUUGAUGAAGAAAGGAAAGGUAUUGCUGCGAACAUCGAGACACAAGCCCGAGGUGUAUCCAUAUUGUUCAUCUGGACCGAUUGCGACCGCGAAGGCGAACACAUCGGCAGUGAAAUCAGAGAUGUCGCUCUGAGUACCAAUGCUCGGUUGCGACAGCCUGGAAAGAUCGUACGUGCCAGGUUCUCCAAUAUCGAAAGGGCCCACAUCCUGCAGGCUGCUCGUAAUCCCAUCCCGUUGGACGAAAACCAAGCCAAUGCCGUUGCUGCAAGAAUUGAGCUUGAUCUUCGUAUCGGUGCCAGUUUCACACGCUGGCAGACAAUUGAAAUCGUCGAAUACCUCAAGGGUCGCGGCGUUUUUGCGCAAGAUGAGAGGAAAGUUAUCAGCUACGGCAGCUGUCAAUUUCCUACACUCGGCUUUGUAGUCGACCGGUAUUUUAUGGUCAAGAACUUCGUCCCAGAGCCUUACUGGGCUAUCAAAGUCACGCACAUCAAAGAAGACAUCACCGUCAAUUUCAGAUGGUCUCGUAUCAACCUCUUUGAUCGAAUGGCUGUAAUCAUUCUAUUCGAGCGAUGCUUGACGGCCAAAUACGCCAAAGUCAUCAAAGUACAGACCAAGCCCGCUAGCAAGUGGAAGCCUUUACCACUCACAACUGUUGAGCUGCAGAAAAUGGGUAGCAGGUUCUUACGAAUGGACAGUCAAAGAGUCAUGAAGAUUGCGGAAGAUCUUUACACUAAAGGGUGGAUCAGCUACCCAAGAACCGAGACAGAUCAAUUUGACAAAGGCAUGGACCUGCGAGCUCUAGUUCAAAAGCAAACACAAUCGCCCAUCUGGGGACCAUUUGCUCAGAAUCUUGUGAACGGAGGAUUCAACCAGCCAAGGCAGGGACGCAACAACGAUAAGGCGCAUCCUCCAAUUCAUCCAGUCAAUUUCGUUCUUCCUUCCGCACUCGGCGGACAGGACGAACGCAAAGUUUACGAGUUCGUGGUCAGACGAUUCCUUGCUUGCUGUAGUGAGGAUGCCAAAGGUUCUCGUGACGAGGUUAGUAUCCUCUACGGGUCCGAGAUCUUCAACGCCUCAGGACUAUCAGUGCUCGCGAGGAAUUACUUGGAUGUUUACCCUUACGAUAAAUGGACCAGCACGCAGCAACUGCCUCAAUUCCAGGUCGGAGAAACAUUCGAGCCAACCGAGGCCAGGAUGACAGAAGGAAAGACUAGCCCACCUGGAUUCCUUACCGAGCCGGAUCUUAUCGCACUCAUGGAUGCAAACGGCAUUGGUACUGACGCAACAAUGGCCGAGCACAUCGCCAAAAUCAAAGAACGUGAGUAUGUGAUGACCCGACCAAAAGCGCAGAGAGCGCCCGCCGAAGAAGGAGAUGAAAGAGAGGAAGGCGAAGCACCGGCCGUCGAAUCAGACGAUGAAAGAGGCGGAGGCAGAGGACGAGGUCGAGGUCGAGGCAGAGGACGCGGCGCACGGGGCGGUCGAGGCGGUGGAGCAGGCGGACGCGGUGGAGGUCAACAAGGUGGUGUACAAGAGUUCAUUCCAACUACACUCGGAGUAGCCCUCGUCAAAGGCUACGAGGACAUGGGAUUCGAGAUGAAUCUGAGCAAGCCAUUUCUCAGAAAAGAGAUGGAAAACAAGAUGAGAGCGAUAUGCGCUGGUACUACAACUAAAGGCGACGUGAUCCAUGAGAGCUUGGACAUGUACAGAGAUGUCUAUAUCAGGACCAGGCGGGGUAUCAACAUCUUGAAAGCGUCGGUCGACAAAUAUGUGCCCGGCGCAAGAGCUAAUAGGUGAUGACGGUCUGAGGUUGCAUGGAAUAAGGAAGGAAAGAAGCAAAUGCGGGUAAUGCGGCCGACGUCGUUGCACCUCGGGGAUUGCUUUUGGCAAGAGUUUAACGUGAAGAUACCCGUACACGCAACGAAGCUGUAUCACAAUCGUGACUUCCCACAGCUUUGAUAAAUAAAUAUGUUUCAAUCACUGAGAUGUACGAAUGGGAUGCCGGCGGUUUAUGAUAUGCUGCUCGUCA
This is a messenger RNA of Aureobasidium pullulans EXF-150, 2348 nucleotides long. Its product is annotated as DNA topoisomerase III. Bases 50 to 2116 code for a protein of 688 amino acids. The transcript is spliced from 5 exons. Gene Ontology annotation, molecular function: DNA topoisomerase type I (single strand cut, ATP-independent) activity; DNA binding. NCBI's taxonomy places the organism in Eukaryota, Fungi, Ascomycota, Dothideomycetes, Dothideales, Saccotheciaceae. Gene Ontology annotation, cellular component: nucleus. Gene Ontology annotation, biological process: DNA topological change. The record is from RefSeq and is a predicted model, not a curated record.